UCUCCCGGAAGGCCGCGUCCGCUGUGCACGCGUCCUCUGCCUCCUCCGCGUCCCUGCGCAAAUCAAGCCAUGCCUUCUCUGGAGUACAAGUCCCCGCACCUGCGCCGGGCGUUUGUGGUGGGGGUUGGCAUGACCGAGUUUACGAAGCCUGGCCAUAACUCAAGAGAUUACCCUGAGUUGGCAGAAGAAGCAGGCAAGAAGGCUUUAGCUGAUGCCAAGAUCCCCUACUCUGCAGUAGAACAGGCAUGUGUGGGCUACGUUUAUGGUGAGUCCACUUCUGGGCAGAGAGCUAUCUAUCACAGUUUGGGACUGACUGGAAUUCCUAUCAUCAAUGUCAACAACAACUGCUCUACUGGCUCUACUGCUCUAUUUGCAGCUCGGCAGCUGAUUCAGGGUGGUUUGGCAGACUGUGUCUUGGCUCUUGGGUUUGAGAAGAUGACGAAGGGAGCAAUUGAAGUAGACUUAGCAAAUGAUUGUACCCACCCUGUAUAUAAACAUGUUGAAGUCUUGGCCAAUAAGUAUGGAGUUUCUGCCCAUCCUAUUACUGCUCAAAUGUUUGUGGGUGCUGGAAAAGAGCACAUGGAAAAAUACGGAACAAAAAUUGAACACUUUGCAAAUAUUGGAUGGAAAAAUCAUAAACAUUCAGUUAAUAACCCGUAUUCCCAGUUCAAAGUUGAAUACAGUUUAGAUGAAAUAAUGAAAUCUCGAAGAGUUUUUGAUUUUUUGACUAUCUUACAAUGUUGUCCCACUUCAGAUGGUGCUGCUGCAGCAGUUUUGGCUAGUGAAGAAUUUGUACACAAGUAUGGACUGCAAUCCAAAGCUGUAGAAAUUGUGGCACAAGAGAUGAUGACUGAUUUGCCAAGCUCAUUUGAAGAGAAAAGCGUUAUUAAAACGGUUGGCUAUGAUAUGAGUAAAGAAGCUGCUAGAAAAUGCUAUGAGAAAUCUGGCCUUAGACCAAAUGAUGUUGAUGUAAUAGAACUUCAUGACUGCUUUUCUAUCAAUGAACUCCUUACUUAUGAAGCAUUGGGACUCUGUCCAGAAGGGCAAGGUGCAACACUGGUUGAAAGAGGAGAUAAUACUUAUGGAGGGAAGUGGGUCAUCAAUCCUAGUGGUGGAUUGAUUUCAAAGGGACACCCAUUGGGAGCUACAGGCCUGGCCCAGUGCGCCGAGCUCUGCUGGCAGCUGCGCGGCGAGGCCGGAAGAAGGCAAGUUCCGGGGGCGAAGGUGGCCCUGCAGCACAACCUGGGUCUCGGCGGCGCCGUGGUCGUCACCCUCUACAGGAUGGGCUUCCCAGAGGCCGCCAGAACACAUCAGAUUAAGGCUGUACCCACCAGCUCUGCAGGCAGCGGGUUCAAGGCAGACCUUAUCUUCAAGGAGAUCGAAAAGAAGCUUGAAGAGGAAGGUGAGCAGUUUGUGAAGAAAAUUGGUGGUAUUUUUGCAUUCAAGGUGAAGGAUGGCCCUGGGGGUAAAGAAGCCACUUGGGUAGUGGAUGUAAAGAACGGCAAAGGAUCGGUGCUUCUGAACUCAGAUAAAAAGGCUGACUGCACAAUCACUAUGGCCGACUCAGACUUGCUGGCUUUGAUGACUGGGAAAAUGAAUCCUCAGUCAGCCUUCUUCCAAGGUAAAUUGAAAAUCACUGGCAACAUGGGCCUGGCAAUGAAGUUACAGAGUCUUCAACUUCAGCCAGGCAAAGCUAAACUGUGAAGAACACCUCUGACAACUUGGGAAAACCAAGAUGAGAUAUUUAGAUAUCUCUCCAUCUCCUGUAUUGUCACAGCUUAGCUUGAAACCAUACACAGGCAACUAGCAUAAGUUAGAUUUGUUGUUAAAUCGGGGUGAUGGAUCAUGUUUUUCCUAAUCUCUGGGUAAACAGGGUCUUGUGGUGUACUACUGCUUGGCGGAAUUCCAUACAAUUGUACGUGACAAAGUUAGUAUGGUAAUUAUGGUUUGGGGUGAGUUUAAGUUUCAGAAUAAAAUUAGGAACAGUAAAAUCUUAAGGAUUAUGUAAACGAAAGCUCUUGUUUUUCUUAGAGCUAUAUAUAAGGUUUAUUCUGCUGAAGAUUCAAUUUAAGACUUUUCUUUAAGGGAACUAGGGUAAAAACAGAAAUACUAAUAGCUGAGCAGUAAUUAUAGUGUUUUACAGUUGAUAACCUUCAUGGAUUUCUUAUUAAUAGUUCUUAACAUUCUGCAUUGGGAUUAACCAGGAAAAAAAAUCUAAAAGUUUUGCAUAUGUCAUACCAUCAGAAACCAUUCCCCCCACCAAAAAAGGAAUUAUGAUCAAAGCUUGGGGGAAAUUUUGUAGUUGAACACAGGCCUAUUUUUAAAGUAAAAAUAUUUUUAAAAUGGGUUUAUUUCUUGAAAAAUCAGGGUAUUAUAGUCAUAUAAUGCUGUUGCUAAAAAUAAUAGAAAAAAUACAUUUGUUUUUCAGAUGCACAAUUUUCAAAUUGUAAUCUCAUUAACUUUUACUAUAAUUUUUCUUUUUCCUAUGCUUAAAUAAUUAUCCACAUUUGCCUUUUCUUUAUAGUCUUUCAAAUUCUAAUAUUAUUUCUUAUCAUUCAGACAUGGAAUAAAAAUAAUACUUUUGGAAGAAUAUUUAAUAGAUAAUAAAGUAGCUCUUCCUGA
Molecule: messenger RNA, 2622 nt
Organism: Dipodomys spectabilis (banner-tailed kangaroo rat)
Lineage: Eukaryota; Metazoa; Chordata; Mammalia; Rodentia; Heteromyidae
Gene: Scp2
Product: sterol carrier protein 2
Exons: 16
Coding region: 70-1704 (544 amino acids)
Molecular function (GO): acyltransferase activity, transferring groups other than amino-acyl groups
Source: RefSeq, a predicted model, not a curated record